CCCUCUUUUUUUUUUCUCGCGGCUUAACCCUACUAUCUUCAACCCCUUUAACAAUGCCACGCUGGUCCUGGUCCAGGUAACAAUGCCAAUGCAGACAAAUAAGAGAGGCAGCCAUUCCACUCGGCUAUAGACUGAAUACCUUUACAAUAAGAGUACUAGUCCCAUUAUCCCGCCCUGGUAAGGUAUGUAUACACUUAUCGUCGCUUCUCUUGAUGGGCGUUUAACUGUCGACCUUUAACCCUCCAAGGCUUCUCGAGAGCUACUGAUAUGCCCACCUCCCUUGACCUCCCUUGGUUCUCAGCAUCUGACAACGACAAUAGAUUUCCUUUUCUUGUCCAGGCUUUACAGGCCCCGGGUUCGAUCUAGUGUCAUACCGACCCCCUCACAAGAUGAACAUCGCACCAUUCAAGGGGCUGCCCCUAGCCCCGGCAAACGUUGAGAUGAGCCAUUUUGAUGCCUACAUCAAGGAGACCAGAGAUAUCCUCCAAGCGCAGCAUCCGUGUCAGAUCGUCACGCCGGAUAUGCUCGCCGCUGCUAUCCAGACUCGCGCUCGCGCCGAGUUAGCUCAGAUACGAGAGCGCGAGAAAGCCCGCCAACAAGCCACUGAAGAAGACCUCCAGAUGGCCGGCAUCGUCAACGACGAGGAGGUCAUCAACGAGUCCCUCAAACACGGCGUCGAAGCGCAGGACUGGCACGAGGCCGAGGCCCACGACGUCUCAGAGCAGGAGCGCGUCAAGCGCAUCAAGCUCGAAAACCCCGUCUUCACUCUCCAGGACGACAUGGGAGGCAUGGCCAUGAGCUUCAACCUCAUCGACAAACUAUCCGAGAACGUCGAGCUCGCCGUCAACCUCGGUCUGCAUCUCGACCCCGCCGACGUCGUCCACCUCUUUUCCGUGAGCAAGAGGUUCAACCGGACCAUCAGCGGCAACAUGACCUCCUCCAUCCGGACCUGGGUGCGCGAGCACGCCGGGGAGAGCAGCGAGAUCUUCUCUUUCAAGCUCUACCGUCACCUCUGCAUCCGAGACCCGGCCGGCCGCACCAACGCCUUCGCCGCCGAACAUCCCGACCCUGUCGACCCGGACCAGCAGGCCAUUCGCCACGUCCCUUCGCUGCGCUGGUACCACAUGGUCGUGCUUCGUGAACGCUGCGUGGACGAUAUCGUCGAUGCCUUGGAGCGAUCUGGGUACUACCUCCCCCGUGGCAUGGAAAAGACACUGAAGAAAAUGUGGCUCCUCAUGGACGUCGCCACCACAAAGGGCCGUCGCGACAUGAUCGGCAAUACGGCGCUCUGGUCAAAAACAGACCUGUACCAUGCCCAGUUAUUCAUCGUCAAGCUGAACAUGUUCUUCAGCGACCCCAUCUUCCUCCCCCGUGACGGCAACUCCCUCCCCAGGCUCCUGCUCGGCCAGCGGGGCCUCUAUAGGCUCUGGCAAGCUCUGACCGACCGUGCCUGGACCAAGCCCCGAGAGGUCACCGAGCUCAAGGUCCGGUAUGACUACAUCCCUACCUACCCACAGUUCCGCCGGGCCCUGUUCGGCGAGACCGUCUUUGGCGUCCACCCUUACGAGGUUGGUGUUGUUCACCUCGAGGGUUGGGGUCGCGGGUCUGGCCAUCUCAUGCGCCCGGACGAGUUGAUAGUCGAGGAAGCUAAUCGCCGAGUCUUCACUGUCGAUAAGCAUAUCAUUUACAUGAUCCUCUGGGGACCCGUCGAGAAAGGCCCCUUUCGCAAGAGAGCUCGCAGCGAAAGUGAAAGCGACAGCGACAGCUCCCCCGUCACUACCAUACCCUCCGCUGCAGCUGCUGCCGCCGUCGUUGAUGCUAGUACUGGUAUUAUUAACCAUGCCGUAUCCGAGGAGUUGGUCAUCAGCUCAGACGAUGAGGCAGACAGCGAGUGCGAAGAUGGCUAUUACUACGACGAUGAUGAGGACGACGAUGAUUUGCUGACCGAAGAAGAGAAGAUCCCCAACUGGACCGACCUUCUCCCCUUUGAGAAAUCCAUCAUCAUGCUGGAAAACGUCGACCCUGUCAACGCCGAGCGCCAAUUCCUCUUCCAGCGACAAGCCGACCUCCAAGCCUCCAGUGCUGGCUUCGGAACCAACCGGCGCGGCGAGGGAGACGGUGAGGACGACGGGACCAAUGAAGAAGGAGGAGAAGGAGGAGAAGGAGGAGAAGAAGAAGAAGAAGAAGAAGAAGACGGCCUCGAUUUCUCCGCCCUCCCAAAUCCAGAUGACAGAGACCCACGCCGCGUUGAUAUCCUCUCCGCGCCGGUUCAUCGCGCCGCGGUUCCCGGCGACGCCCCGGUGACCGCCGCCAUCCAAGUCGCCCUCGACGCGGCCGCUCGAACCGCCGCGCCAGAUGCCGGCACCGAUGAGGACGUCCGCGAUCAUGUCACCCGUAUGUUCUUCGGGCCGGUCGGAACUCCCGACGAGCCGGAUCUCCUUGCCCGCGCCGAUCGCGCCUGGGACGACUACGAAGCGGAGGAUCUCGACCCGGAUUGGCGUGCCUAUGUCGAGGAGAUCAACGCACCCGAUGACGAAGACUUCGACGAUUUUGACAAUGUGCUCUUCUACCACCGCGGCGAUGGCUAUGGGAGCGAGUAUGACGGUUAG
Sodiomyces alkalinus F11 is the source of this 2609-nucleotide messenger RNA. RefSeq lists its product as hypothetical. The transcript has a single exon. Bases 390 to 2609 code for a protein of 739 amino acids. The record is from RefSeq and is a predicted model, not a curated record. NCBI's taxonomy places the organism in Eukaryota, Fungi, Ascomycota, Sordariomycetes, Glomerellales, Plectosphaerellaceae.